CUCUUACAUGGCAGAUAGGCGAGGACCCCACCGCGAGAUAGCCUCAUAGUAGCUACAUACUUUCUUAUACCUAUAAGAUCUAUCACAACCCCUAUACAAGUUUCUGUGCCAUAAAAACUCUAAAUAUGAUAGUACUAUAACCAUAUAUUUUAAACAAGCUGCGGCAACCAUCCUUCAAGACUUUAACUAUAAAAUCUAUAAAAGCCGCCUAGGUCAAGUGUUUCUAUUACUUACAUAUCAAAAUAGCCCCGCAGCCAGCACAGCGCUAUACCCUACUGCUAUAGAUCACAAUAGACGAAACGAAACAAAGACAAGCCAAGCCAUGGCAAAACACACCACCACCCCCCUCCUAGCCAUCGGCUGCGAAGGCAGCGCCAACAAACUCGGCAUCGGCAUAAUAUCGCACGACCCAACCACCGGCAAAUCCACCAUCCUAGCCAACAUCCGCGACACAUUCGUAUCCCCCCCCGGAACCGGGUUCCUCCCCAAAGACACAGCGCGGCACCACCGCGCAUUCUUCGCCCGCGUCGCGCGCGCCGCCCUAGCCGCCGCCGGGAUAACCCGCCCCGAGCAGCAGCUCCACUGCGUAUGCUACACGAAGGGCCCCGGCAUGGGCGCCCCCCUGCAAUCCGUCGCCGUAGCCGCGCGCACCGUCGCCCUGCUCUGGGGCCUCCCCCUCGUCGGCGUGAACCACUGCGUCGGACACAUCGAGAUGGGCCGCGAGAUCACGGGGGCCACGGACCCGGUCGUGCUGUACGUGUCGGGCGGCAACACGCAGGUGAUCGCGUACGCGGAGCGGCGGUACCGCAUCUUCGGCGAGACGCUAGACAUUGCCGUAGGCAACUGUCUCGACCGGUUUGCGCGCACGCUGGCUAUCAGCAACGACCCGGCUCCGGGGUAUAAUAUCGAGCUGCUAGCUCGUCGGUCCUCGGGUCGCGUCUUGCUUGAUUUGCCGUACGCGGUUAAGGGUAUGGAUUGUAGUUUCAGCGGUAUCCUGACGGCGGCCGAUUUGCUAGCCGCGCAGAUGCGCGCGCAGGAGGCGCGCGUUGCGGCGGGCGAGGAGGUCAAGGAGGAGGAUAGGAUUACGCCUGAGGACCUGUGUUACAGCCUCCAGGAGACUAUUUUUGCCAUGCUCGUCGAGAUCACCGAACGCGCUAUGGCACACGUGGGCAGUAACCAGGUGCUCAUUGUAGGUGGCGUAGGAUGUAACGAACGUCUACAAGAGAUGAUGGGACAGAUGGCUAAGGAGAGAGGCGGAAGCGUAUAUGCGACUGACGAGCGCUUUUGCAUUGACAAUGGCAUUAUGAUCGCCCAUGCAGGUCUACUUGCCUAUGAGACAGGAUUCCGUACUCCCCUAGAGGACAGUACUUGUACGCAACGAUUCAGAACAGAUGAAGUCUAUGUCAAAUGGAGAGAUUAAGAGCA
Molecule: messenger RNA, 1425 nt
Organism: Daldinia loculata
Lineage: Eukaryota; Fungi; Ascomycota; Sordariomycetes; Xylariales; Hypoxylaceae
Product: putative glycoprotein endopeptidase KAE1
Exons: 1
Coding region: 323-1420 (365 amino acids)
Biological process (GO): tRNA threonylcarbamoyladenosine modification
Cellular component (GO): EKC/KEOPS complex; cytoplasm
Source: RefSeq, a predicted model, not a curated record